Molecule: messenger RNA, 366 nt
Organism: Brugia malayi
Lineage: Eukaryota; Metazoa; Nematoda; Chromadorea; Rhabditida; Onchocercidae
Exons: 3
Coding region: 1-366 (121 amino acids)
Source: RefSeq, a predicted model, not a curated record
AUGGCUAAUUCACUGCAAUGUAUAUAUGGCGGUCAUGGUGCUGUAAAUGAAAGAAGUGGUACCAUAAGAGAUAUUAACGUUACCUGUCGGUCACAAACCAAAUUCUGUUUGAAAUUGGAGUCUGAUACAAUUCUAAGUGGAGAACAUGUGAUAGGAUUUGCUCGUGGUUGUGAUCAGGAAAUGCCGGGUCUAUCGAAGCAUAAAUUUUGCAAAGUUGAGGGUUGCAUGAAUACACACGAUAGCACAGGUACUGCAGAAGUGUGUUGCUGUACCAGUGAUUACUGCAACGAUGGAACUCGCAGCACUUCCUUGUUUGCAGCCUAUUUCAGCAUUCUUUUCUUCCUUUCUUUUUUUCUUAACUAUUAA